Messenger RNA from Ceraceosorus guamensis, 1362 nucleotides. Its product is annotated as NAD(P)-binding protein. Bases 75 to 1100 code for a protein of 341 amino acids. The transcript has 4 exons. The record is from RefSeq and is a predicted model, not a curated record. Gene Ontology annotation, molecular function: oxidoreductase activity, acting on the CH-CH group of donors, NAD or NADP as acceptor. NCBI's taxonomy places the organism in Eukaryota, Fungi, Basidiomycota, Exobasidiomycetes, Ceraceosorales, Ceraceosoraceae.
CACGUUGCGCAUCGUCAUCAUCAUCAUCAUUCUGGCACUCACUCUCCAGUUGGCUUCAUCAAAUCAACUUCGCCAUGUCGUCAGCUGCUAUUCCAAAGACUACCAACCGAUGGGUUCUGGCCGAGCACGUGCCCAAGGAUCGUCCCCUCACCAAAGACUUUUUCCGUUGGGAAACGGACGUGACGCUGCGUGAGAUUCAAGAUGGCGAGCUUUUGGUCAAGGUCGCGCAUCUAGGCAUGGAGCCAUCGAUGAAAGGCACCUUUACUCAGGAGAAGAGUUACAGGCCUGCUCAUCCCCUCGGCGCUCCCUUGUGGGCACUUGGUAUCGCUGAUGUGCUCGCAAGCAAGUCGUCAAAGUACAGUGCGGGAGAUCGCAUCUUUGGCUAUGUUGGACAAGAAUCUAAUGCGAUCAUCAAUGAGAAUAGCCCUCUACUUCAAAAACUCCAUCCUGCGCUGGGCAAACAAGCCCUCUCUUUGCUCGGACCACCUGGCCUGGCCGCGCAUGUAGGACUCAUGAACGUGGCUAAAUGCACCAAGGACGAUGUCGUGCUGGUAUCCGCUGCAGCGGGCGCCACCGGCUCAAUCGUUGUUCAAUUGGCCAAAGCUCUAGGCGUCAAGAAAGUCGUGGGCAUCGCUUCUUCGCGCAAGCUUGAUGCGGUCCUUGAGACCGGUGCGGACGCGGCCGUCGGCUACGACUCUCCCUCGUUCCUGGAAGAUCUACGAAAAGCUACCAAUGAAGAGGUGUCCGUCUACUUUGAAAAUGUCGGAGGCAAGGUGCUAGACGCCGCUCUGGAAGUCAUGGCCCCGAACGGCCGGAUCGCGCUCUGCGGUGUGAUUUCCGAGUAUCAAGGCCAAGAAGAGCCUAUUCGAGGGAUGCGUUGGAUCCUCAAGAAGAAGCUGCUCCUGGAAGGAUUCAUCUGCAAUCAGAGAGGCCCAGAAGCUCUACUGACCGCUAUCAAGGAGCUGACGCAAUGGGGAAUAGAAGGCAAAGUCAAGACCAAUAUUCACACUUAUCAGAAGAAAGGUCUGGAACAUGCCCCAGACGCUCUGCUUGCUCUGCUGAAUGGUGAAAACACUGGCAAGAUGGUGCUUGAUCUGUAAGCUGUUGACGUCCGCACGGGGAAGCAGAAACAAUCCACAUGGUGAAAUGGUGUAACCAGACGGAAAGGCCAGGCGCUGACGUCGAUGAGCUGCCAAAUUGACGACUUGUCCGUCCAUUUUGUGACCCCGAAAAUGGGGACGAUCUGAAUGUUAGACCGUGAAAGGCCAGAUCGUGCGUUCUCCCCAUGGCUACGUGGUCUGGCGAAUAGAAGGCCAGUGAGACACAGAUUGAAUGCCAUGCUCCAUUCCCAAGACUAUUCUG